UCCAGGACCCUGAGAUCAUGACCUGAGCCGAAGGCAGACACUCAACCAACUGAGCCACCCAGAUGCCCCAUGAUAAAUACAUCUUAAAAAAAAAAAAAAAAAAAAAGUCUGAGGGAGCAAGUGUAGAUAGAUAAAUUGGAAAGGUAGAGAAGGGCUUCUGGAAGCAAAGCUUAGCAAUAAACAGCUUUGAGGCAUUCAUUUCAUUCAAAUCGAGAACUGUUUCAAGUUAGGUAUAUUCGCUCAUUUCAUACAGCCACCACAUGAAGAAGGAGGUACUCCUCCCAACUCCAUUUUACAAAUUAGGACACUUGAGGGUCUCGGCAGUUACACAGUUUUCCAUGUCACACAACUCAAACAUGCCAGCUUGGGCUUUUGAAGCUGGGUAGUCUAACUGCAGAUCCAAGUUCUGAAUGACUCCACACAGAUUGGGGAAGAAUUCCGUGACUGCCUGGUGACCCGCUGCACAUAAAGACUACGAUGGCCCCUUUUCCCCUUCUGCCUCGCCUCAUCGCACUUUCCAGAGAGAAAGUCCGCUAAUAGACAUCUAAACCAAUCAGCACUCAGGAAGGGGGUGGGCCCCAGUGGGCCUCACAGCCAAUUGGUGGAUGGGAGGUGUCUAAGGACAAAUGAGAGAUGUUUCUGACAGUAAGGCUGGAAUGGGUGGGACUAUAACCGGCACCCGGUGCCUCGUGCCUGGCAGGAGCCGGAAGUCCUGGGAGCAGGAAGCUAGAGGGAGUGGGAGGGCACACGCAUGCGUGUUGUACUCAGGAGGCCCAGCGUGAGGCUCCGAAGAGACCCCAGUACGUCGUGAGCUAGGGUUACCGCGGAAAAGAAGCCACUGCACCCCACAGCCACGUGGGGGUAGGUGGGGGGCAGGGUUCGUUGGUCCAGGAGAAAGACACAAUGGACCCCCGGGGGCCAGCCCCCCAGCCUUUCCAGCGGCCUGAGAAACCUGGUCGUGUGUGCCGUCGGAAGACCAGGCGGGAGCGCAAUGAGGCCCUGAUGGGCAACCGCCGGCCAUUGACCCGUCUGGAUCCUCCUGUGGCCAGUCAGGAUCUCUCUGUGGCCCCUACCGCUCCCAAGCUUGUGGUCAUAACCCAGGGCCGGCUGAGCCGGGAGCACCGGGGUCUCUUCAGCCAUGAAGUGAAAUCUCUGGACGUGGCACGGCUGCUUAGCUGUGAAUCCCUGGAGUCAGGCACCCCUUCAUUCUCCACCAAACCCUCCCCAAGCCCAAGCCAGGCCCAAGAACCGGCCCUGCAGUCAAGGGGCAAGGAGAACCAGGUUCCUAGAGGCUCGGGCCCAGGCCCACCCAGUCCCCCAGAGAUCCCUGGCUUGGGACAGCUGCUGGAGGAGCUGCAGUGCCAGCUGAUUCUGCCACAGGCCUUCCCCAGGAGGAACCUAGUGCAAGAAGCCAGGGAUGCCAUCGUGGGCACCUUACAGUCCUGCCAUGGCUGUGUGCCUGACCUCACCCUGGUGCUCCAUGACUUCCAGCCAUCCUUACCAGGGACCAAGCCUGGAGGCCCUGAAAGCCAAAGGAUGACACCCUCCUGGAUCAGCAGCCCUGAGCAGGCCCUAGGGGAGGGGAGGCAGAGGAGGCAACGGAGGACAAAGGAGCUUACCUUUGCUAUUUCUCACACCUCCAGCACUCCCAUGGUGCACAGGGUGAGCCUGGCACCGCCAAAAUGUCCCUGGCAACCACCCUUGCCCUUGUUGCCUUCACCAUCCGGGGCAGCCUGGGGCCCCCCAACAGCCUUUGACCUGCUGAAAAGCAUCUGGCUCGUAGCCACACCGCCCCCUCCCCGGCCCUGGGGGGUCCAACCCCUGCUUCAGCCACCAUCACCCUUGUUGCCUGGAACCUCUGCCCUGGACUGGAGCCCCAGCCCUCCUGCCCCACUGCCCAGCCUCUCCUGGGUAGUGGCCCAGAGCAGCCCAGAGGCCUGGUCCUUUCCACCCAUGAGACUGUACUGAGGGGGCUGAGGCUGGGCCGGGGGUACUCCUAAUCACCUCAAUAAAGUACCUUC
Molecule: messenger RNA, 2021 nt
Organism: Lutra lutra (Eurasian river otter)
Lineage: Eukaryota; Metazoa; Chordata; Mammalia; Carnivora; Mustelidae
Gene: PRR19
Product: proline rich 19
Exons: 3
Coding region: 904-1968 (354 amino acids)
Source: RefSeq, a predicted model, not a curated record